Hipposideros armiger (great roundleaf bat) is the source of this 2309-nucleotide messenger RNA. It is a transcript of the gene SLC19A1, whose product is annotated as solute carrier family 19 member 1. Gene Ontology annotation, molecular function: folate:monoatomic anion antiporter activity; folic acid binding. Gene Ontology annotation, cellular component: basolateral plasma membrane; apical plasma membrane; plasma membrane. The transcript is spliced from 6 exons. The record is from RefSeq and is a predicted model, not a curated record. The coding region runs from base 98 to 1660 and encodes 520 amino acids. Lineage: Eukaryota; Metazoa; Chordata; Mammalia; Chiroptera; Hipposideridae. Gene Ontology annotation, biological process: folate transmembrane transport.
GGGGAAUGUCUCUCUCCAUAUCUGUCUCAGAGGGUUCUGGGACGUCCACGAGCUGUGACCAGGGCACCGCGUGGGGUCCACGAGGGGCCUGGGCAGCAUGGUGCCCUCCGGCCAGGCGGUGGAGAAGCCGGUGACCCCGGAGCCGGAGCUGAAGUCCUGGCGGUUCCUGGUGUCCUUCCUCUGCUUCUACGGCUUCAUGGCCCAGAUGCGGCCCGGGGAGAGUUUCAUCACGCCCUACCUCCUGGGCCCGGAGAAAAACUUCACGCGGAAGCAGGUCACCAACGAGAUCAUCCCGGUGCUGUCCUACUCGUACAUGGUGGUGCUGGUGCCCAUCUUCCUGCUGACGGACUACCUGCGCUACAAGCCGGUGCUGGUGCUCCAGGGCCUGAGCUACGUGUCCGUGUGGCUGCUGCUCCUGCUGGGCACGUCGGUCCUGCACAUGCAGUUCCUGGAGUUCUUCUACAGCGUCACCAUGGCCUCCCGCAUCGCCUACUCCUCCUACAUCUUUUCGCUCGUGCGGCCCGCGCGCUACCAGCGCAUGGCCGGCUACUCGCGGGCGGCCGUGCUGCUGGGCGUCUUCAGCAGCUCGGUGCUGGGCCAGCUGCUCGUCACCGUGGGCGGCAUCUCCUUCACCCUGCUCAACUACAUCUCGCUGGGCUUCCUCCUCUUCAGCCUGGUCCUCGCGCUCUUCCUGAAGCGCCCGAAGCGCAGCCUCUUCUUCAACCGCAGCGAGCCCGUGAGCAGCGGGGCCUCGCCCUCCGAGGUGGACCACAUGCACCCGGGCCCCGGGGCGCCCGCCCGCCGGAAGCUCGGCGCAGCGCCCGCGGCCUGGCGGGACUGGGUCCUCGCGCGCAUGCUCCGCGAGCUGGGUUCCAACCUGCGCGUGCCGCAGCUGCGCCUCUGGACCCUCUGGUGGGUCUUCAACUCGACCGGCUACUACCUCAUCAUAUACUACGUGCACAUCCUGUGGACCGUGAUCCAGCCCACCACAAGCUCCACCGCCGUCUACAACGGCGGGGCGGACGCCCUCUCCACGCUGCUAAGUGCCAUCGCUGCCUUCGCCGCGGGCUUUGUGGACAUCCGCUGGGCCCUGUGGGCGAAGCUGGUCAUCGCGGUCGUGACGGCGGCCCAGGCCGGGCUGGUCUUCCUCUUGUACAGCACGAAGAACAUCUGGCUGUGCUACUUGGCCUUUGUGCUCUUCCGCGGCUUCUACCAGUUCCUCGUGCCCAUCGCCACCUUUCAGAUCGCGUCUUCGCUCUCUAAAGAGCUUUGUGCCCUGGUCUUCGGUGUCAACACCCUGUUCGCCACCAUCCUGAAUACCAUCAUCACCCUCAUCGUUUCCGACAAGUGGGGCCUGGGCCUCCCGGUCCACUCGCAGUUCCUCGUCUACUUCAUGUACUUCGUGGUGCUCUCCGUUGCCUACUUGGUGGCCGGGCUCAGGGACCUGUGGCACUUCCGGCGGAGCCUCCACCAGCCCCUGCCCCUGUCCCAGGAACUGAGAAGCCCCUUGGAGGAGAAGGCCGCCCAGGCGCUGAGCACGCAGCAUGGGGACCUCCGCAGCCUGCAACCCGACGCCCCGCCACUGACCCCAGAGGACAUUACAUGGACCUCAGCGCCAGCCCCCAGGGAGCAGAGCCAGCAGCCCGAGGCCAAGGCCUGACCCGCCUGAAACCAGAGACAGACUGCCGUUCAUCCUCCAACACCCCCUCACUGAGCCUGGGGCCUUCGCAUCUUAGAUGACAUCUCAGACUGUCACGUUCCUGGCAGGCUGCCCGUCCCCUUGGAGCCAGCAAGCUGGGGUCCCCGGCAUUGUUGGAAUUCCAUUGUUCAGAUUAUGGAACCAAUGACCAGUCGGGCCCUGUGUGGUCUGUCCCCGUGACACACGCCUCGAGGGCUGCCUGCCUUAACGAGGGGCACAGCAUUGGCCCAAGCCCUGCGCCCCUCAGGAUUUGCAUUCUGACGGUACCUGUAACCUGCUGGGGACACUCCAGCAGCUGCCGGGCCACUGGGGGCUACUGUGUCCCCUGCCUACAUGUGGCUGGUGGUGGGAUUCCACAUACCCACCAGGCCUUCACCCCCCCUUAGAAGGCAGAUCCCACUUGUCCUUGGGGACUGGUGAGGUGGCCCCAGAUGCCAGCCCAGGGAACACCAGCCCUGCAGGGUGUCAGGGGCCCUGCAGGGAGGGCGGGUGUAAGAGCCCGGAUUCCCAGGGCCCCUGGCUAAACUGAUAUUUCCAGUGUCUAGGUACUCGCAUUUUAAACAACGCUGCAUUCCUUUUUAUUUUUAAGUGACAUAAAUGAGAAACCUCA